UAUUUUCCCUGCAUGCAUGACCGUUUCCAAUUUGCAUUUCAACAACAAUGGCGAUCAGUUCGCCAUCGGCUCCACCAUUCUCGGCUUCUUCAAUUUGCUGCACUAUUCGUACCGACUCAACCCCCUCUCGUUCCCUCUGGCUCAUGCCGACCCAAACUCGAAGCCGGCUCACUUUAGGCUGUCAGCUCAACUUCUCCGGCUCCGAUGGCGGCGAUAAUGAAUACGAGCUUCUACACAGCGACGUUUCACCUCACCAUGACCGGAAAGGUUGGCCGGUGUUUGUUACACUUCCGAUUGAUGCGGUUAGUUUUCCAGAGGGAGUGAUGAAGAGGAAGAAAGCGAUGGUGCAGUCGUUUCGUGCGUUAGCGACGGGUGGUCUUGAGGGAGUUGUGAUGGAGGUGUGGUGGGGAUUAGUGGAGAAGGAGUUUCCUAGGGUUUAUAAUUGGCAAGCGUAUUUGGAGAUUGUUGCGUUGGCGAAACGGUUCGGUUUGAAAGUGAGAGCUGCUAUGGCGUUUCAUCAGUGUGGUACUGGUCCUGAUGAUCCUUUCUGGAUUCCUCUUCCUCAGUGGGUUCGUGAAGAGAUCGAUAAAGAUCCUGAUUUAGCAUAUUCAGACAGGUUUGGAAGACGGAAUAUGGAAUAUAUAUCCCUAGGAUGUGAUGUUCUUCCUGUUCUGCACGGACGAUCUCCAAUCCAAGCAUAUACUGAAUUUAUGAGGAGCUUCCGCGAUACCUUCAGUCCAUUUUUUGGUGGCGUCAUAACUGGUAUCCAAGUUGGAAUGGGCCCUGCUGGUGAGUUGAGAUAUCCUUCAUACCCUUUACAGAAGCAGGCUUGGACUUGGCGCAAACCUGAACUUGGUGAAUUCCAAUGCUAUGAUAAGUACAUGCUUGCAUCUUUAAAUGCUUGUGCUAGGGAGAUGGGAAAGCGGGAGUGGGCGAAUAGUGGACCUACUGGUGCCGGUAAUCUAAUGCAAGAUCUUGAAAAAACCGAGUUUUUCAAAAGUGACGGUUCUUGGAACACACCAUAUGGAGAGUUCUUCCUUACAUGGUACUCAGGGAUGUUGCUGCUUCACUGUGAGAGAAUUUGUAGGGAAGCAAAGACCAUAUUCUGUGAUGUCGAAAUUAAUUUGUCAGGGAAAGUGGCUGGGAUUCACCGGCAUUAUUUUACACGGUCUCACCCGUCUGAGCUAACGGCUGGCUACUACAAUACAUCAAUUCGAGAUGGCUUUCUGCCAAUUGCUCGCGUGUUUGGCAGGUAUGGUUUCAGCAUGUGUUGUACAUGUUUCGAAAUGAAAGAUGCAGAAGAGCAGCGGAUGAAUCGUGUCAGUAGUCCCGAGGGUUUUGUAAGACAAGUUCUACUUGCCGCUAAGAUAUGUGAUAUUCCCGUGCAAGGUGAAACUUCUUCUAGUAGCUUGGAUUACGAAUCGUUUCAACAGGUGUUGAAGAUGUCUAAAUUCUACUCGGAUGGUCUAGGAGGGACAACAUUCUCAUUCAAUUUUGUCAUGAUGGACAAGAACUUGUUUGAAUAUCGUAAUUGGGAUACCUUUGUUCGUUUUGUGAGACAAAUGUCAGAUGCCAAAAAUACUAGUGUAAUAAUUUAGAAUUGUCCUAUUUAUUUUUGCAUAUUAAUUAUUUUUUGUGUAGUAUUUUUAAAAGACACAUAACCUUUUAACUUCACAUAUUAACAUGAUUAUUAAUAAAAGUAAGAAUUGAGUCUAGUUAAUAAG
This is a messenger RNA of Capsicum annuum, 1724 nucleotides long. Its product is annotated as beta-amylase 1, chloroplastic-like. NCBI's taxonomy places the organism in Eukaryota, Viridiplantae, Streptophyta, Magnoliopsida, Solanales, Solanaceae. Gene Ontology annotation, biological process: polysaccharide catabolic process. The transcript has 4 exons. Gene Ontology annotation, molecular function: beta-amylase activity. Bases 48 to 1598 code for a protein of 516 amino acids. The record is from RefSeq and is a predicted model, not a curated record.